Molecule: messenger RNA, 5245 nt
Organism: Stegostoma tigrinum
Lineage: Eukaryota; Metazoa; Chordata; Chondrichthyes; Orectolobiformes; Stegostomatidae
Gene: sec23ip
Product: SEC23 interacting protein
Exons: 19
Coding region: 41-3028 (995 amino acids)
Biological process (GO): endoplasmic reticulum to Golgi vesicle-mediated transport
Cellular component (GO): COPII-coated ER to Golgi transport vesicle
Molecular function (GO): metal ion binding; protein binding
Source: RefSeq, a predicted model, not a curated record
UCCGCGGAGCAGCUGGUUACGUGUCGGUGCCGGAGUAAAGAUGGCCGACAGGAAAAGCGGCACUAACUUGCUUUUCUCCUCCGACACCGAGUUCAGUUUCCCGGUGCCUUUCAUCCCUGUCAGUCAGGCGCAGGCGGCGGACAGCAGCCUUCUCUCAGCGGAUGAAUCCACAGACGUUGGUGAGGAGGAUAGUUUUGUAGGUCAGACUUCUGCUUCCACAAGUCACCCGUCAACCUUCAGCUAUUUCACCCAGGCUGCAACCAACAAUGAUCCUUUUGCGAAUAUUGGACAUCCUCCUUUCACAACAGCAGCACCACCUGCGGGGACGGCUUCAUUACCAAUGGUUCCAACUGAAGUACCCCUUACUUCUACAGCACAUUCUGUGCAGGAUCCCUUUGAAUUUCAGAGUCCGCAGUCUCAGCCUGGCUCCAUGAUGCCACCGGCGACUCAGUAUAUUAGCACAACGUAUCAGAGUACUCAGCAUGCCAUUUCCUCAUCAACUGCUUUUUCAUCUGUUUCCUCUCCUCAGACUCAGCAUAGUUAUAAUCCUUAUCGCCAAAGUUCGCAGACCAGUCGCCCCAGUCCCUACUUUACACCACCUCAGCUUCAGCAAAGCCAAAAUCAAGGUCACCAGCAAAUGCCUUCCUUUCAGUCUACUCCUCCAGUGAAUCAUCUGUACCAGACACCGCCAACAUCUCCUCCACAGGCCACUGUAGGGCAAGGUGUGUUACCCCCACCUGCUUCUAAACCUAUAGCUGCAGCAGUGCAGCCUUUACUGAAUUUGCCAUAUAACCUGUAUGAACCUGUGCGACCCCAUUGGUUCUACUGCAAGCUGGUGGAAUGUAAACCACUCUGGAUGCCAUUAAGUUUUCUGGAUACAGCGAAGCUGGAAGAAAUUUACAACUCGAUACAACCAGACCCUGAAAAUGUGAUUGUGUCCACUGAUGGAGGCCGCUAUGACAUUCAAUUAUAUGACCGCACGCGGCAUGCUGUGUACUGGGAAGAGGAACCAUCAGAAGUGAGGCGAUGCACGUGGUUUUAUAAAGGGGACAUGGACAGCAGGUUUAUUCCUUACUCUGAGGAAUUUAGUGAAAAGUUGGAGGGGGAAUAUAAAAAAGCUGUAACUACCAACCAGUGGCAUAAAAGACUGGAGUUCUCUAGUGGAGAAACCAUUGUUAUGCAUAAUCCAAAGGUCAUAGUUCAGUUCCAGGCUUCUUCACAACCAGACGAAUGGGGAACCACACCAGAUGGACAGACUAGGCCCAGAGUGGUCAAACGUGGGAUUGAUGAUGACCAUGAUGAGAUUCCUGAAGGUGAGCUGCCAGAGGUUAAUCAUCUGGUGUUCAUGGCACAUGGAAUUGGGCCUGUUUGUGACUUACGUUUCAGAAGCAUUGUUGAAUGUGUUGAUGACUUCAGAAAUGUUUCUUUGAAACUAUUACGCACACACUUUAAAAAAGCAGUAGAUGAGAAAAGAAUCUCAAGAAUCGAAUUCCUCCCUAUUCACUGGCACAGUGCCCUUCAUGGAGAUGCUACUGGAGUAGACAGGCGUAUGAAGAAAAUCACAUUACCAAGUAUAGGCCGCUUGCGUCACUUUACCAAUGAGACAUUAUUGGAUAUAUUCUUCUACAACAGCCCUGCUUACUGUCAGACUAUUGUGGAUAAAGCAGCUGCAGAAAUCAAUCGACUAUAUGCUCUCUUCUUGAGUCGAAAUCCUAAUUUCAAAGGAGGAGUCUCCCUUGCAGGACACGGUCUCGGUUCUCUGAUCCUUUUUGAUUUGUUGGCCAAUCAGACAGGCUCCUCUUCCCCUGGUAAUCCCACUCUAUUGGCAUCAAAUGGGACUGUGAAAGACCCUAGAAUCCUGGAUGAGGCUCAGGAGAAUCAGGAUUGCCAGGAUCCUGAGCCUUCUGAUGAGCUGAAAGAUGAACAAGAGGAGGAUAUUCUGACACUACCAGAAGCAUUGGAAUCAGUUGGUCUUUCUGAGUACCUCAGCACACUGGAAAAGGAAGAAAUAGACAUGGAAUCAUUGCUCAUGUGUACUGUUGAUGACCUGAAGGAAAUGGGGAUUCCUCUUGGACCAAGGAAGAAAAUAGCCAAUUUUGUAAAGGAGAGAGUAAAUGCGCAGACAAAGAAGAAAGCUGCAAUGGAGAGAAAGGCAGCUCUGGAAGGUCUGAAGAAAGUUCAGCAAGAAGAAAUUCAAAAAUCCAAGGAUGGAACUGAUCAAAUAAACUCAUUAACUGCAGAAAAGCAGCUGAGUUUGAAGAAGAUACUGUCUUAUGCUGGGACUAGUGUUUCAUCUGUCACUGUACAUUAUGACCAUUUUGAAGCAGGUGCUGGCCAGGUGUCUGUGGUUUAUCAAACACUAGACUUCAAACCAGAUAACUUCUUUGCCUUGGGUUCUCCUAUUGGUAUGUUUCUCACUGUGCGUGGGCUGGAGAAGAUUGAUGAAAGCUACCAACUACCAACCUGCAAGAGAUUUUUCAAUAUUUAUCAUCCAUUGGAUCCUGUUGCAUAUCGAAUGGAGCCUAUGAUUCUGCCUGAACUGAGUAUUAAACCAGUUCUCGUUCCACAUCAUAAGGGUAGAAAGAGACUUCAUCUUGAGUUGAAGGAAAGCCUAUCCCGCAUGGGCUCAGAUUUGAAACAAGGCUUCAUUAGUUCUCUGAAGAAUGCCUGGCAGACACUGAAUGAAUUUGCACGUGCCCAUACCUCUUCAACCCAGCUGCAAGCUGAGCUAGAGAAGGUAGCUAACCAAAUUAAAGAGGAGGAAGAAAAACAUGUGGAGGAAGAACAAAAGUUGGUGGAAAGCCCAGAAUCACCCAAGGAUGAGGAUUCAACAGUGAAGAUCGGAAUGCUAAAUGGCGGGCAUCGCAUUGAUUAUGUUCUUCAAGAAAAACCAAUUGAGAGCUUCAAUGAAUAUUUGUUUGCUCUUCAGAGCCAUUUAUGCUACUGGGAAUCAGAAGACACUGCUUUGCUGUUUCUUAAAGAGGUUUACAAAUCGAUGGGCAUCAGUCCUGAACAGCCACAGCAUUGAUGGCCAUGGGGUGUGCUAUAUUUACCUCAGCAACACUGGUCAUCUGAAACACCAAAAGCUCUGUUGAACACAACACAACAAUCUUAGACCUGCGAAUGAGAUUAAUAGUUGUAUCUAUCUUCCUACUGGGAUGACAGUAUUUAUACAGUCUGCGGUUAUUUGACAAUACAAGCAACUGACUCUAAAGGAAAACAUCUUGCUUUGAAAAGCUAUUAACUCUGUUUGAUUGUCAUGGUUCUGAAGUAUCUUGCGUUAAAUUAAUGAAGCAGUUCAACUGAUCAUUUGAAAUAACUUCUGUUCUGAUUUAUUUGCUAACUAAACUAUUCAUUAGUUUUCGAAGAUCACUUAAAUAUUGUUUUCAGGUACUUGCUUGCCUGGUGGAGCUGAUGAAGUAUAAAAUAUUCUUUCUUGAUUUGUUAACUCAUUCCAUUCAUUAUAGAAUUCAUUUCCUUAAUCUGCAGUGGCUUGCUUCAGAUAAGUGAAUAAUUAGGGUUUACAAGGUUGUACCAUGAAUGAGGCGAACCAUGCUCCUGCCAAAUGUUAUGCAUAUUUAAAUAUAUACUUCAUUUGUUGACUUGCAAAAUAUUCACUUUUAUUAAUUGUUUACUGGCUUAUGUACUCAGUAAAUAUUCUGACACUUACAAUAAUUACACACUGUGAAUUCAAGAGGCAUCCCUUGGAUGUACGGCACUCCUCAACUGCAAAAAUUAACAAUUUCAUUACAAAAUUAGUUACUUGUCUAACUGUAAUGUUCGUUGGAACUCUACACCCUCCCGAGAGAAAGUUGGUUCUCUCUCUCUUUCAGAUCAACCACAUAUGAUGGCAGUAAGAUUAUUUUUGGAAUACAGUGCAGCAAUGUAUCAAACUGAUGUUUGCAGUUUCAACACACCAUUGAAAGCUUUUGGGUGGACUUCAUUGAUUUUCAAUUUUCACUUUACAUAAAAUCCAAAUAAAUAGCUACUUUAAGCCAUUGUGUUGAUGCUGCCAUAUAUGCAGUGUUUUUGGGUUUUACAAGCUUUGAUGGUAUUCUGUUAGGGCAGUGAUAAAAUUGGAUUUUUCCAAUGGUACCAAAUGCAGAGAGUUGUAAUGAAAUAAAGAACUUGCAUUGUGAUCAAUGCUGUGAAAAUCACUAAUAGGAUUUUGUCAUUGGACCUAAAUAGACAGAAUAUCCUACUCAUUACAUAAGUGGUUAAGCACGCUGACUAUUUUGUUUUAUAGUAUGGGAAAUUUAACCAAGCAACUGAGAAAUUAAAUACCAGGGCCAUGAAGUGACCUUUCAGUCACUCUCUUCUCUUUUACCAAGCUCUGCCCAAUCUGACCAACCUCAAUUUCCCCUCUUACUGUUCCAGUCACUUACUGGAUGUGAAACAGAACCCUAGACAAUGUUACGUCAAGGUGAUUUCAAAAUUUUGAAUGUAUUUUUCGUUGCCAAACUUGAGAGUUAUGUAAGUAAAUGUUCAUUCAGACAAUCAAGCAGUGUGUUUGAAGCUAAGUGUGUACUGUUCAGUAAAGUUUAACGUUAUGAUAAUACAUUUCAGGUUAAUUUAUAUUGUGAAAGAUCCUAGAAAACAAGGCAUGACUUGAAACAUGCAAACAACAGCCCCUUAUUUUUGUAGCGCACUGCUUCUAAAUUUCCCUGCACAUUUCAGUUCCUUCUCUCUCUCUCUCUCUCUCGCUGUCUCUCUCUCGCUGUCUCUCUCUCGCUGUCUCUCUCUCGCUGUCUCUCGCUCGCUGUCUCUCGCUCGCUGUCUCUCGCUCGCUGUCUCUCGCUCGCUGUCUCUCUCUCUCUCUCUCUCUCUUUCUCUGUGCCUCUUGCUGUCUCUCUUGCUCUCUCUCUCGCUGUCUCUCUUCUUCUCUUUCUCCCCCCUCCCCCAGGGGUUGAACAUGAGGCGGCAGCUAUUUGGGUAUUGUCAUUGUUUGGGUUUUGUGUAUGUAUGUAGGAUUAUGUUGCAUUUAUCACAACGGGCACGUUAAAGUUCACAGACUUGGCAUGCAACUGAUAUAGUUUUAUUGUUUUACUUUAAGUCAAUAAUGCAUCAUUUAAAAAGAAAGAAAAAGGGAAAUGAGUAAAGCUGUAAAACUUUGUGUUCAGGAUAUUGAACUGUGUUGUGUCUCAAAUUGUCUUAUGCUGCUUUGCCAUUCAAGGUUCAAAGAAGUGAUUGUGCCAAGUAAUGGGAAAAUAAGAAUUGCAUGAUUUCCACUGAAAUGUUAUUUAAA